AUGGAGGGCUGCUGGACUGAGACCAUCAGCCCGGAGCAGAGGAUCUUGUUCCCAACGCUCCUGCAGCUCUCCACUGAGGAGGUUGUCGCAAUUUGGGAUGCUGUGUCCGAUUACAUCCUGGAACAGCUGAUGCUGGACAAGGGUGUCCUGGUAGCGGGGCUUGGCACCUUCUGUACUGUCCGAGAGCAAUUGUGCCUGGGGGCAGAAGAGGUGCUGAUGGUUCGAAGACCCAUCUUCAAGCUGGGCAUGUAUGCAGUCUGGCCGCUGGGGCUGAAGCGCCCCAAAGUGACUCUCCCUGACGACAUGAAGAUCGAGCCGUUGAACUACCGGCAGUUGUCCCUGGCCACCUCCUUCCCACGGCCUGUGGUGGAAGACUGCGUGGAAGAGACCAUCCAGUUGUUCUCUUCCCACCUGCAGUACAAGGAGAACGUCUCCUUUGUCUUCAGGGACAUCGGGGUUCUGGCCCGCCAAGGAGACAAAGUGCGCAUGAAGUUUUAUGCCAACUGCAUCCAACGGCUGGAGAGCGCGGCAAGCCUCAUUGCAGCCCUUCGCAGUAGACCGUGGGCGACAGAUCCGGCAGUCCCCAGUGCAAAGAUCACCAAUCCAUGGGCCCGGCCUAGACCCGUCUACGUGUUCCCAAGGUUUCAGCUCAUGGUGGAAGACAGCCCAGAAGCCAAGGCUGCCCCCACUGGCUCCCCCUGCAGGAAGAAAAAGGGGCAAGAGCUCAGGAGCGCCAGGCCCAGCAGAGAGCGGCGUCCUGGCAAGCUCCUGCAGCCCCGGGAGGAGCUUUGUCUCCCCAAGCUGCCAAGCUGGGGGGCAGGCACGAGGCAGCAAGGCACGGAGAAGAAGCCCGCUGCCAGGACCAUUAUCAACCUGUUGGGCCACGUCACGGCCCUCUCGCUGGAGAAGGAGGCGGGUGUUGAGCACCUCCCGCAUCCUCCCGCCAGACCUCGGACUGGCCCUGCCACCGCUGCUCCCAGGGCUGCAGCACAGGAAACAGCCUGCCCUCCCAUGCAGCGCACUCCAAGAGCCGCCCGCGUCUCCCUCUUCAAAGAGAAGCAGAGGCAGCGACAAGCAGCAUUGGAGGAACUGCAGGCUAGGAUGGAAAAAAGCGCCCGGCACCAGGAAAAGAUCCGAAUUUUGACGAAGCAGCUUCACCUUGACCAGCGCUGUUCCCUAGACACAGGCAUGCCACCCAAAAAGCAACUGUCGCCGCGAGCAAAGCAGAACGUGCAGCUCACGGCAUCCUACAAAGUUCUUCGGGACAGCUGGAAGGAAAAGGUGGAGCAAAACCGCCAGAGGCUGAAGAAGGAGGAGGAGGAUCGCCGCGCUUUGGUGAUGUGCAGCCUCCAGAGCAACGAGCAGCGGGACCACAAGCUGGGCGGUGACAACGGAAAGGGGUUUUUGCUCUGGAAGAUGGCCCUGGCGGACGGUGGCCACUCCCUGGCAUGGCCUGGAGCCACCUUCCCCCAGCACAAAGCCUGA
This is a messenger RNA of Struthio camelus australis, 1485 nucleotides long. The record is from RefSeq and is a predicted model, not a curated record. NCBI's taxonomy places the organism in Eukaryota, Metazoa, Chordata, Aves, Struthioniformes, Struthionidae.